Molecule: messenger RNA, 2159 nt
Organism: Diceros bicornis minor
Lineage: Eukaryota; Metazoa; Chordata; Mammalia; Perissodactyla; Rhinocerotidae
Gene: FDPS
Product: farnesyl diphosphate synthase
Exons: 10
Coding region: 840-2105 (421 amino acids)
Biological process (GO): trans, trans-farnesyl diphosphate biosynthetic process
Cellular component (GO): cytoplasm
Molecular function (GO): dimethylallyltranstransferase activity; (2E,6E)-farnesyl diphosphate synthase activity
Source: RefSeq, a predicted model, not a curated record
GGCCUUACCUCUGUAGCGAUACUUUGAACCUCAAUCUGUUGCGUCGGAAUCCCCCCGUUUUAGGGGUCAGUGGACCCGACUGGCUGACCCUCUGGAAACUCCCGAGCUCUGUCGGGUGCUUUCCUGGAACCCGCAAUAUGGUCGGACACCAGUUUGCUUUUCUGCUGCGAACCCUCCCCACCCGCCCAGUGUUGCUCCGAGAUUGUCUGCGCAUCCCAGCGCUCCUUGUGACGCUCGGGACGUGCAGUCCCAAAGCCCCAGACCACAUGUGUCUAGCACCCAAGGGUUCUGGCUCCAGUUCUCCUCUUCUUGGGGCAUCUCAGAGCCUGCGCACCCCUCUCCCCGCCUACCAGGGGAGACCUGGGUUCUAGAUUUGGUGCUGCCACUGCCCAGGUAUCUUCCUACCUCCUAGAGCCUCAGUUUGACCUCUAUAAAAUAGGGUGAUUUAAAGGUCCUCUCAGCCCCUAGUCCUGAAGCUCUUUACUCUGGACUUCUAGCUGUGCUUCAGGACUAGGGGAAAGAAGUCAAGAGUGUAGCAGUUCCAGAGGCUCCCUGGAGGAGGAGUUGACGGUUGAGAAGGAUCAAGUGGUAUUGAGUUCUAGCCAUCUUAUUUUAAGUGCCAUCGGUUGAGUCUCAGUCACCCAGCCAUACUUUUUGUUCCCUGCAUUUCCUUCUUUCUGUAAAUGCCCUCAAGCUCAGCCCAGAAGAGGGUGGGGCAUUCUGGGCCCUAGGUAAAAGCUUGGGGAGGUGGGGGUGACCUGGGGAGCUGCCACCGUGCAUCUGCCUUUGAUGCUUGCGCCUGCAGGGAGUGCUCGGUGCCCCCUCCCUAUGCCACCCUCAUGAUGCCCCUGUCCCGCUGGCUGAGAUCCGUGGGGGUCUUCUUGCUGCCAGCCCCCUGCUGGGUGCCCCAGGAGAGGUGGCUGGGUGCCCUACGGCGGCCCUCCCUGGUGCACGGGUGCCCAGUCCUGGGGGCCUGGCACAGUGCCCGCUGCCGGUGCCAAGCGUGGACAGAGGAGCCUCGAGCUCUUUACUCCUCCCUCACAAUGAAUGGAGACCAGAAAUUGGACGUUUAUGCUCAAGAAAAGCAGGAUUUCCUCCAGCACUUCUCCCGGAUUGUCAGGGUGCUGACUGAGGAUGACAUGGGGCACCCAGAGACAGGCGAUGCUAUUGCCCGCCUCAAGGAGGUCCUGGAGUACAAUGCCAUUGGAGGCAAAUACCAGCGGGGUUUGACGGUCCUGAUAGCAUUCCGGGAGCUGGUGGAGCCAAGGAAGCAGGAUGCCGAUAGUCUCCGGCGGGCCCUGACUGUGGGCUGGUGUGUGGAACUGCUCCAAGCUUUCUUCCUGGUGACAGAUGACAUCAUGGAUUCAUCCCUCACCCGACGGGGGCAGAUAUGCUGGUAUCGGAAGCCAGGCAUAGGUUUGGAUGCCAUCAAUGACGCUCUGCUUCUGGAAGCAUGUAUCUACCGCCUGCUGAAGUUCUACUGCCAGGAGCAGCCCUAUUACCUGAACCUGAUUGAGCUCUUCCUGCAGAGUUCCUAUCAGACUGAGAUCGGACAGACCCUGGACCUCAUCACAGCCCCCCAGGGCAAUGUGGAUCUUGGCAGAUUCACUGAAAAGAGGUACAAAUCUAUUGUCAAGUACAAGACAGCUUUCUAUUCCUUCUACCUUCCUGUAGCUGCUGCCAUGUACAUGGCGGGCAUCGACGGGGAGAAGGAGCAUGCCAAUGCCAAGAAGAUCCUGCUGGAGAUGGGAGAGUUCUUCCAGAUUCAGGAUGAUUACCUUGAUCUCUUUGGGGACCCCAGUGUGACGGGCAAGAUUGGCACGGACAUCCAGGACAACAAAUGCAGCUGGCUGGUGGUUCAGUGUCUGCAACGGGCCUCUCCAGAACAGCGCCAGAUCCUGCAGGAGAAUUACGGGCAGAAGGAUACCGAGAAGGUGGCCCGCGUGAAGGCACUAUACGAGGAGCUGAACCUGCCGGCUGUGUUCACGCAGUAUGAGGAAGACAGUUACAGCCGCCUUAUGGGUCUCAUCGAGCAGUAUGCUACGCCCCUGCCCCCAACCAUCUUCCUGGGGCUGGCGCACAAGAUCUACAAGCGGAAAAAGUGACCUAGAGACUGCGAGGGCGAGGAGGGGAGGCUCUCAAUAAACUGUCUAAUCUUC